This is a messenger RNA of Podospora bellae-mahoneyi, 5254 nucleotides long. RefSeq names its product AP-3 complex subunit delta (gene APL5). The transcript is spliced from 5 exons. Bases 2204 to 5254 code for a protein of 1016 amino acids. The record is from RefSeq and is a predicted model, not a curated record. Gene Ontology annotation, cellular component: membrane coat; endosome membrane; AP-3 adaptor complex. Lineage: Eukaryota; Fungi; Ascomycota; Sordariomycetes; Sordariales; Podosporaceae. Gene Ontology annotation, biological process: Golgi to vacuole transport; protein targeting to vacuole; intracellular protein transport.
UCCGGUUGGGCUCCAAAGGGCCGCAUCGCAAGUGCCCCACCCGCACACACACACACACACACACACACAGCUCAGAUGCAUCCCGUUUGCUUGACUGGAGCCACGUUGGGUGCCGGUGCUCAUACGUCUUCCUGCCCAAGACCCACCACCUCGGCUAAUAGCAAAGCAGUUGUAAGAAUGCACCAAUAAUCCUGGGGUUGAAUGUCGAACGCGACAGUGUGUCCACUGCAUUGCAGAAGCAGCUCCUCAUCUAGCCGGCAGCCAUCGUGACUCACGUUGUCUGCGAGUUUCGAACGCGUCACUGGGUAUUGUCGCGAUGCCGUUGUUUCUUUGGUCCGAGCAAGAAAUCACCUCUCCAUCCCCGAGGGCGCAUCCUCGGAGAGGAGCUCCCGCGCUGCUGCGACCUCGGCGGCGUCAUACCCCCUCCAACCGCGGUCUUGCCCACUGCUGUGUCGGACAAUCUCGGCCAACUUGGCUGUGGCCAGUUCAUUCAGCCGCUCAAUGGUGUUGGAAUCUGGGAGAGGGAAGUCUUCAUCGUCAGACUGCUUUGCCGGCUUGGCAUUGUCCUUCAACAAUCUCUUUGUGACCUGGAAAAGGGGUCAGCAAUCAUAUUGUCUUGGCAGUUCCAACGGCAUAUCUAACCAGUUUCAAGCCAUAAUAACCUCGCAGAUAAUUGUCGCACAACUCAAUGCUGCGCGAGAAACGCUUGAUGGCCUCUGCCAUCUGCUUCUGAUAGGGUGCACCGGUGGCACCCGAAGCAGUGGCGGCCAUGUAUUGCAGUUCGCCUAGUCGGGCAUGUACCUGAAGGGGACCCGUUAGCAUAGGGCUUAGACUGUUUCACCGUGGCAUUGCGUACAUUCCAUGCGUUUGGAGCCAGGAUCAGGACCUCUUCCAUGGCGUAGAUCGCUUGUGGGUACAACCCCUGAGAAAAGUAGAGAUCCGACAGCUCAGACCAAGCCUCGGAAUCGGUCGGGGAGAAAUCAAGAAGCUGCACCAGGGCUGAGCCCGCAUCCGAGAGGCGGCCCAUGGAUCGAAGGAGGGCAAUACGUCUCUUCAUGAUAGGCUGUGGAGACGGGAUUAGUUCCUGGCCAAUCUUGGAUGGAUAGCACAGCAGGAAGGGAAAGUGUGGUUCACGAACGAGAUUGGUGUUGUUCUCCUCGAGCAUCUGGUCGUACUCCUUCAGAACCUUUUCCAACUCGCCAUUAUUUUGGGCCUGGGCCUCCUUGAUGAGCCCUCCCAGCGCCUUGACUCGGUCAUUGUUUCCGAAACGAGCAGCAAGUCGAUCGUAGCAUUCUUGUGCCGCCCUGUCGUCGCCAGUUCGGAGACAGGAAAGAAUCAAGUUCUCGUAUUGUAUCCAUAGCUCGGGCUUCUCGGUGGCGGAAAACAAUGAACCCAGGGCGGAUGAUGACACGGUGCUCGGAGAGGUCUGGAGGACGACAGGAGCUUGCUGAGAGAGGGCCAAUGCCUCGGCCGGUGGCAGCUGGACCGGCGAGCGGAUGAGGGACGGUGCCAUUGAUUCGAUUAGAUUAGAUUAGAUAUUCGGUGGGAAUGUGUCUUGGAUAGGGUCGGGUCUGUUGUUGAAUGUGUUGUCGUUGGGUUGACGAUUGAUGAUGGAAUUCAGGAACACAGAAUGUAACAAACCACUUGACGACGGGAUGGGAUGUGGAGAGUGGGGACCUCUAAUAACCGCCAAGACCUUCAUGUGGUUCAGAGCUCGGGCCUUCCCUGUCAGUUUUGGCCGCGGUGGGAGCUUGUUCCGCCCCGAAUACAGUGCCAGGCCGGGUUCCCUGCCCGCUGGAAUGCACUGUAUGGUGACGUGCGGCCAACCCACCUUGGGGCCACCUGGAGGUGCAACGACAGCAUCAGACUGCCCUGGAACUUUGUUGAGAGUUGCGCAAGCCCACGAAACACUGCGCAGAAUCGCCUGCGAGCUGAUUAACGACGACCAAACCAAGAUGCCCUCUACGAAUCUUGCCAUCCCUACAUCGUCCCUCCUUCACAGAUCCUACAAGGCUCCUUUCCGCCGCUGAAGCCCGCGACAACACAACACGGUGCCCCCUGCAUCCCCGCCAUUCAAUCCCGAAUCCAGGAACCGCGGAUCGUCGAGCUAAGCUUCGCGAUAUUCAACCUCGAGUCUUCCCACGCAGGCGCAUACGAAUAAGGUAUUGGACAUAUACACCUUUGACAUCACAAAACCACAGCCAUGUUCGAGAAAUCACUGUACGACCUCAUUAGAGGUCUGCGCAAUCACAAGGGAAACGAGAAGGAAUACCUUCAAAAUUGUCUGAAAGAAUGCCGGUCUGAAAUAAGAAGCCCAGAUAUGGACCUCAAGGCCACUGCCUUGCUCAAAUUAAUCUACCUUGAGAUGAACGGCCACGACAUGUCCUGGGCCUCCUUCCACGUACUGGAGGUUAUGUCGUCGCAAAAAUACCACCAGAAGCGAGUUGGAUAUCUGGGGGCUGUCCAGAGUUUCCGUCCCGAUACCGAUGUCCUGAUGAUGGCUACAAACUUGCUGAAGAAGGACCUCGCUUCUUCCCACCCGACGACAAUAACACUUCCGAUCGUCGCGCUGCCACAUCUAGUAACCCCGUCAUUAGCUCUCUCACUGCUAGGGGAUUUGCUACCACGACUCACCCACUCCCACGCGUCCAUAAAAAAGAAGACAGUGGUCACUCUUUACCGACUAGCACUGGUUUAUCCCGAGGCGCUACGUGCAGCAUGGCCCAAGAUCAAAGAGCGGUUGAUGGACAAGGACGAGGACCCGAGUGUGACGGCUGCUAUUGUCAACGUGGUGUGUGAGCUGGGAUGGAGGAGACCGCAGGAUUUCCUCCCGCUGGCACCGCGGCUGUUUGAAUUGCUGGUGGAUGGCGGGAAUAACUGGAUGGCCAUCAAGCUCAUUAAACUUUUUGCGACUUUGACUCCCCUCGAGCCUCGCCUGGUCCGAAAGCUGCUGCCGCCAUUAACCAACCUCGUCAAAACUACACCUGCCAUGUCUCUCCUGUAUGAAUGCAUUAACGGUAUCAUUCAGGGUGGCAUUUUGGGUGACGGUGAAGAUUUCUCUGCCCGGGAAGAAGUUGCCUCACUAUGCGUGUCCAAGCUCAGGGGCAUGGUGUCAUUCUACAGUGACCCGAACUUGAAGUAUGUUGCUCUGCUGGCCUUCAACAGGAUUGUCACCACUCAUCCAAUGCUUGUUGCCCAACAGGAAGAUGUUAUCCUGGAAUGCAUUGACAGCGCGGAUAUCUCCAUCCGAAUCAAGGCACUUGACCUCGUGCAAGGGAUGGUCAGCAGUGACAACUUGCUGUCCAUUGUCAGCCGGCUGAUGAGGCAGCUCAAAGCCUCGUCGAGUGCUCUGGCACAGCAACAAGACGGACAAGAGGAUCUGGACGACUCCAGUGAAGAUGGUUCUGGACGGCGUGCCAAGUCACAAGAGCAAACGGCCCCUUUGCCAGACGACUACACCAUCGACGUGAUCGGUCGGAUACUGGGCAUGUGCUCUCAGAACAACUACGCUAACGUGAUCGACUUUGACUGGUAUAUCGAUGUCCUGACCCAGCUCGUCCGCAUUGCUCCGCCUCCGAGCCCUCGGGAUCUCGACUCGGACAGUUCUUCGUCACCCAAGUCAGUCGAUAUCUCGGAGAGGAUUGGAAACGAACUCAGGAACGUGGCCGUAAAGGUCAAAGCUGUGAGGCCUGCUGCUGUGCGCGCUGCAGAGUUGAUUAUCUCGCGUCUCAGCACUGACACGGUUUCUUCACGGCCAGUGGUCACUGGCGCCCUGAAGCCGUUGGCAUUUGUGGUGGGAGAGUACGCUUUCCAGCUCUUGUCACCUGACAAUACGUUGAGGAACAUGCUUGGUCUCGUGCCCCGAGUUGACUAUCCUGAGGGGUUGGCAACAUGCCUCCAGUCGAUUCCCAAGCUUUUUGCCCAUGUUGCCGGGGAUGAUCGGGCGUUGUGGACCCCCGAGAGAAAGUCAUCACUAUCGUUGCUGAUGGCGCGGGUUAUUCACAUACUCGAGCCAUUUGCGCUACAUCCUUACCUAGAAGUCCAGGAACGAGCGGUCGAGUUUAUUGAGCUUCUCAGACUCACCGCCGAAGCCGCGUCUGGACAAGCGCCAUCCACAGACGAGAUUCAGCAAGACGCACCUUUGCUUCUUACACAGGCCAUUCCAUCACUGUUCACGGGAUGGGAGCUGAACUCGGUCGCACCGGGGGCGCAGUACAAUGUCCCUAUCCCAUCAGGACUGGACCUUGACGAGCCCAUUCAUCCCAACUUGGGCAGCCUGCUUUCACAGGCAGACUCGCUGAUGCUUCCUACACAGGGUGAUGAUGAGUUUGAGGUGUAUUACAACCAGCGCCCAGCGCCAACCAGCAUCUACAGCGGCCCUGCCAUCGAGAGGCUGGUUGAUGCCACAGAAGAAGUCGGCAGUUCCUACCAGCAAGCAGGAGAGGAAAGUUACCUCGACGCGGACAUUGUUGCGAGGAGAAAGGCGGAGAGGAGGGAGCGUAACAAGGAUGAUCCGUUUUACAUUCCGGACACGUCAUCAAGCCGCACGGGUACCUCGACACCAAUUCACAACAUUCUCCAAAAAGAAAACGGGCCGGAUCUCGACAUUGACGCCAUCCCAAUCAUGUCACUUGAUUUGGAGAAACUUUCCGUCUCGGGGCCGUCCAGGCAUCAACAAUCUCAACACCCGCGACAAGCCCGCCAGAAGAUUGUCAUUGAAGCGGACGAAACGCUCGGUGGUAGUGGUGGCAAUAGCGGUGUCUCUACUCCUGGGGGUGCUGCUCGUCCGGGCUAUGACUCGGAGAAUAACUCUGAUAGUUUUAAUCUCUCCAAGACGGCCAAGAAGCCUAAGCAGAAGAGUCUGUUGCAGUUUAACUCUAGCGUGCUGGGCGGGUUGAGCUUGACGGAUGAGCAGAGGCCGGACGAUGGGUUUGCGCACGAGAGGCAGCAGAAGGAGGAGGCGGAGAUGGCGCUGGCGAUGAAGGAGGUGCAGAGGUUGAGGUUGGAGAUGCAGAGGGCGAAUGAGAGGAUUCAAGUUGCGCAGGGGGUGCCGAGCGAGGGGGUGGCGGUUGUGAAGAAGAAGAAGAAGAAGACAAAGACGGUUUUGAAGGCGGAUGAGGGGGAGGAGGGGGUGGUGAAGAAGAAAAAGAAGAAGGUUGAGGGGGGAGGGGGGGAGGGGGGGGUGACGAAGAAGAAGAAGAAGGCGGCGAGGGUGGUGAAGUUGGAUGAAGGGGAUGGCCCAGAUGGGGAGUAG